Messenger RNA from Poeciliopsis prolifica (blackstripe livebearer), 3455 nucleotides. It is a transcript of the gene itgb5, whose product is annotated as integrin, beta 5. The record is from RefSeq and is a predicted model, not a curated record. Gene Ontology annotation, molecular function: integrin binding. Gene Ontology annotation, cellular component: integrin complex; focal adhesion; cell surface. The transcript has 16 exons. The coding region runs from base 530 to 2923 and encodes 797 amino acids. NCBI's taxonomy places the organism in Eukaryota, Metazoa, Chordata, Actinopteri, Cyprinodontiformes, Poeciliidae. Gene Ontology annotation, biological process: cell migration; cell adhesion mediated by integrin; cell-matrix adhesion.
AAGAGGCGGGGAUUCCAGCAGGGACGUAAACUAGACCGGGAGAGCGGAUCAUUAAGGUCCGGAGAGGAACACCGCGAUUGUUUUGGGAUAUUAUUUUGGAGGACAUCUGCUGAUCUUGGAUCGGCUCUGACGUCACCCCGUCCUCGCUUUGCCGCUUAUCUGAGCCUCGGCAGUAUCAUGUAAUCGGAAGGGACGUUUGGGAGCUGCUGUCAUUUGUGUAGGUUUUGUCUGGUAGGGUCAGGUCGGCAAAGUGCAGAGGCGUCCAAGCAGAAAGCAGAAAUCUGAGGUGCACCAGCGGUUCGGAGGGACGGAUCGCCCCGGAGCCAGAGCGCUGCCUGCCGGGAGGAUGAUCCGAGGAGACCCCGGCAACGCGGUCGAGAUCCGCUGUGGAUUGCACAGAUAACCGGAGCGGAGCCAAAUGGGAGGUCUGAUGGGAAACUAGACACGUCGGCGCGUGUUUUUGGUGUGUGUGUGUGUGCUUGCUUGCGUGUCUAGAAAUCUAGAAGCUGACUGGCGACGCCGUGACACCAUGUGGAGCCCGGGAAGAGCCGCUCUGUGCUGGAUGCUGCUGGAGACGUUCCUGCGCUCUGCUGGAGGUCUCAACAUCUGUAUGAGCGGCAGCGCCACGUCCUGCGAAGAAUGCCUCCUGAUCCACCCCAGCUGCGCCUGGUGCGCACAAGAGGACUUCGGGAAGCGCCGCUCACUGACGUCGCGAUGCGACCUCAAGCAAAACUUGCAGAAGCGGGGCUGCGAGCCGCGCUUCACAGAGUACCCCAGGAGUACAAUCUCCAUCCUGCAGAACUCACCGCUGAGCACUAAAGGAUCGGGGCCAGCCCAGUACGACGUGGUGCAGAUCAUGCCCCAGAGGAUCUCCCUCAGCCUGCGGCCAGGAGACCAGACGGCGUUCAGCCUGCAGGUGCGGCAGGUGGAGGAUUACCCGGUGGACCUCUACUACCUGAUGGAUCUCUCGCUGUCCAUGAAAGACGACCUGGACACCAUCCGUAACCUGGGCACCAAGCUGGCGGAGGAAAUGGGGAAGCUGACCAGCAACUUUCGUCUGGGCUUUGGCUCCUUCGUGGAUAAAAACAUGUCGCCCUUCUCCUACACGGCCCCCAAGUACCAGGAGAACCCCUGCAACGGAUACAAGCUCUUCCCAAAUUGCGUGCCCACCUUUGGUUUUCGCCACAUCCUCUCUCUGACGGACAAAGUGGACCGUUUCAACGAGGAGGUGCAGAAGCAGAUGGUGUCCCGGAACCGAGACGCUCCAGAGGGCGGCUUCGACGCCAUCCUGCAGGCCGCCGUGUGCAAGGAGGAGAUCGGCUGGAGGAAGGAGGCCUCCCACCUGCUGGUGUUUGCCACGGACGACGUGCCGCACCUGGCUCUGGACGGCCGGCUGGGGGGCCUGGUCCAGCCUCACGACGGCCGCUGUCACCUCAACGAACACAAUGAGUACAGCGCCUCCACCAAGAUGGACUAUCCAUCCCUCGCUCUGCUGGGAGAGAAACUGGCUGAGAGUAACAUCUUCCUCAUCUUCGCUGUGACCAAACGGCUCUACGUUAUUUACAAGAAUUUCACAGCUCUCAUACCUGGAACCACAGUUGAGAUCCUGGACCAGGACUCAAAGAACGUCAUCCAGCUGAUCAUCACCGCCUACAACAACAUACGGUCCAAAGUGGAGCUGUCUGUGUCGGAUCACCCCGAAGACAUCAGCCUGUCCUUCACUGCCACCUGCCAGGAUGGGAAGCCGCUGCCAGGCUUCAGGAAGUGUGCAGACUUGAAGAUUGGAGAAACGGUGUCCUUUGAUGUGAGUGUGGAAGCUCGGAGCUGCCCGCCCCGCGGCACUGACCAGACCUUCACCAUAAAGCCGGUGGGGUUUAAGGACCGCCUGGAGGUGGCUGUGGACUAUCAGUGUGACUGCAGCUGCAGCCGGACGGCGCAGGUCAACAGCAGCCUCUGCAACUCCAUUGGCAUGUAUAACUGCGGUACCUGCCGGUGUGAGCCGGGCUACCUGGGUGCCCACUGCGAGUGCCAGGAGGGCGAGGCCAGCAGCAUGUACCUCAGCGCCUGCCGGGAAGCCGAAGGCAAGCAGGUCUGCAGUGGCCGUGGCGAGUGCAGCUGCAACCAGUGCCUCUGCUAUGAGUCCGAGUUCGGGAAGAUCUACGGAAGCUUCUGCGAGUGCGACGACUUCUCCUGCGCCAGACACAAAGGCGUCCUCUGCUCAGGUCAUGGAGAAUGCCACUGUGGGGAGUGCAAAUGCCACGCUGGCUUCGUGGGCGACAACUGUAACUGCUCCACAGAGACGUCGCUCUGCUUCUCGGAUGACGGGAAGAUGUGCAGUGGGCGAGGGAGCUGCGUGUGCGGCCGCUGUCAGUGCACCGAGCCUGGGGCGUUUGGAGAGACCUGCGAGAAAUGCCCCACCUGCCCCGAUGCCUGCGGCACCAAAAGGGAGUGUAUUGAGUGUCGGCUUUUCAACUCUGGUAGACUCGCAGACAAUGAGACCUGCCAGCGCUUGUGCAAGGAUAAAAUUAUGACUGUGGAGAGCCUUGAAAAUGAGGACCCUGCAGCGGUGUUGUGUGUGUAUAAGACGGACAACGACUGUGUGAUGAAGUUCACGUACCUGGAGCACGCCAGCGGACGCUCCAUCCUCACCGCACUCCAGGAGCCGGAGUGUGGAGGUGGUCCGUCUGCCUUAAAGGUCCUACUGGCUGUGGUGGGCACUAUCUUACUGGUGGGAGUGGUUCUGCUGGCCACCUGGAAACUGGUCAUCACCAUACACGACCGGAGAGAGUUUGCGCGCUUCCAGAGCGCUCGGGUCCGCGCCCGGUACCUCAUGGCAUCCAACCCUCUGUACAAGGACCCCAUCACCACUCACUUUGCAGAAGUGGAAACAUUUGAGAAGUCUUUUAACGGCGGGGUCCACUGAUCCCUCUGCACGGGGCACGGCAGGACCGGUCCAACAUACAGACCCCUGAAUGACAGAGGACAACAGCCUGAACAUACCCCUCCCUGCUUUAUUCCCUCCCUCUGCUCUCCGCCUGUCCACGCUGCUGACAAACAAUUCAAACGAACCCAGAAGACUUUGAGUCUCAUAUUUUUGUUCCUGAAGAGAUUCAAACAGACGAUUAAACUCAGAGCGUGGAACAGACUCAAACUGUGGAUGUGCAGCUUACACAAGAUAAACUCCCAACUCCAACCACAUAGGGCAGCAUGUACUGUACAGGAUAUUGGCUUAUAUUUCCAUAUUUUCAGAAAUACUAAAGACACAGUUGAGAAAUGAGCUCUUCACUCAGCAGGACUCUGAUUUGCAGCAUAUUACUAGCUUAUAUUUCUAAAGAAGGUUGUAAUGAUCAUUUGAUAUUUACUAAUAUUUACUAAGCAACAGAUGUCUUACCUUUAUUUUGCACAUAUGGUCUUAAAAUGUCUAAUUCUGUAAAGAUAUGUUUGGGUUGAUCACA